This is a messenger RNA of Helobdella robusta, 3585 nucleotides long. RefSeq lists its product as hypothetical. The coding region runs from base 1 to 3585 and encodes 1194 amino acids. Lineage: Eukaryota; Metazoa; Annelida; Clitellata; Rhynchobdellida; Glossiphoniidae. The record is from RefSeq and is a predicted model, not a curated record. The transcript has 11 exons.
AUGGGUUGUGGUAGCUCUCAUAAUUCUAAAUACAACUACAAGGAUUUUCCAACGCCUGACAUGUUGGCCGAGGCGCAAAUGGAAUACCAAAGAUAUUACUACUCUAAAGAUAAGAACGACAACACUAAUAAAGAAAAAAAUAAGAAAGUAAAUUUUGACGGAGCGCCGGACCCGUACCCGCCACGAUGCAGAAAAUCUCAAAUUUUCAACAUCCAAGAUUAUUUUCAUUUAGACAGAAGAGCUAAACUGACACCUUUUGAAAUGGCCUCCGAUAGUUACGAAAAAUUAGUUUCCUAUUUGGUGAAAACCGCUAAAAACGAUGUCGGAAAGGCGAGGGCGAUAUUCGUGUGGAUAGCCUCUCAAAGGUUGCAGCAGAUCAUGGAUUACGUGGGGGAUAGACUUCCACCGUCGAAAAGUCCUCUCUACAGCAUCCUACACAUCCUCGUCAAGCAGUGGGGCAAUGGAUACUCGGAAAUUUUUUCUAAGAUGUGCAAAUGUGCCGGAAUUCCUUGUAAAAUUGUCAAAGGCAAAGUGAAAGGUAGCAGCUACAAACUUGGAGAGAAAGUGGAAGGAACAAAUGAUUACUGCUUGAUAUUUGUAGAUAAUGAUUGGAGGAUCGUUGAUCCGCACUGGGGCUCACAGUACGUCAUCAACAGAGUCGACGACGAUGAUUGGGAUAGUGUUUUGCACGAUGACAAGAGGAACAAACAGAGUUUAAACGCCGACGAAAUUGAAGUCGGUCAAAUUUGCGAUGAUUUUUAUUUUCUGACUGAUCCAGAGGCUAUAGUUUACACGCACCUGGCGUGUGAAACUGCCAACCAACUGCUAGCCAGACCAGUUACAGAGGAUGAAUUCUGGCAGAUGGCGCUUCUUAAGGAUGCUUUCUUCGAUCUGGAGAUGACAACCGUAAAUUAUCCCAAAUGCAUUAUUCACUCAGACAACGGAAACGUGCACCUUAAAUUCGGCCUCUCCUCAAAAAUAUACAGUCUGUUUUGUUACGGCCUGUACAAAUCUUCUUACGACCCCAAAGCGAACAUUAUCAACGGCGUCAACAUCGAUCAGUACGUUCUCAUGGAGAUAACAAAAAACCAACUGGACAUUAAAAUUUAUUUUCCAAUCAUUGGUAAGUACAAAUUUGAAUUGUACGGUAAAAACAUUGAGGAAAACAAGGGUUUUGAAGUCGUCUGUGAAUAUGCAAUCAUUUGCUCGGAGCCCGAUUUGAAAUUUGAGCCCUUACCUCAGAACACGAGGUCGGAGUGGGGUGAAAAUGGUGAUACUCAGAGUAUAGGGAUGGUACCUAUCAACUUGAAAGGUGGAAUCUUAAAAACAGAUAACGGAAAAAUAAAUUAUGGCUUUAAGUUAACUAAAUCACAAAUGUUGCUGUUCAGCUCCAAACUGAUAAAUGUUCAGAAUAAAAAGGAAAAUUUGAAAAAUUGCGUGCGACAUUACAGAAAGGACGACGAAGUGCAUUUUUAUAUAAAAUGUCCGCAGCAAGGUAGGUACAUCCAUGAAAUCAGUUGCAAAAAACCAGGCGAGAGGCAGUAUGUGAAUGAAUGCAAUUAUUUGAUUGAGAGCAGCCAGGGUUGUUCCGAUUUAUCAUUCUACCCCGACAUUGAAAACUGCCACGGUCAAACAGGAGAUAUGAGUCAACUGACCAAAAGCCCUGUUCUGCAGCCGGUCAGUCACAAGGAAUCAAUAAUUGACCCGAUAGAAGUGGAUAAAGAGAUGAUCCUCACGAUGAAAUCUUACGAAACCCUCUCUCAAAUGUCUGCACACCUAGAGAAACAUUAUUUCUUGGACAGCGAAUCAGAAGAUUGUUCGAACUACGCAUAUCUCCAUCAAUCUGGCAGAGAUGUGAAAUGUUAUUUGAAUUUCUUAAAAGUUGGUUUCUACAAAUUGAAUUUGUUGCACAACAAAGAAAUUGCUUAUCAAUAUCUCAUCAACGUCAUAGAACCGAACUUCAAAGCAGUUCCCUACCCCGAGAGAACAAGCGCAUGGCAGAGCAACUAUUUCAUCGACGAACCGAAAUCGUACAACUUGAAGGCUGGUGAAAAAAUAAAUUUCAUGUUUACUCUGCCGGAUGCAAAAGAAGCCAUCAUCGAAGGAAAAACAUACAGGCAGCCGUUGAAUAAAGUGAACAACGGUGGCGACAUCUGGGAGAAAGAAAUUAUUGUUCCGACGAAUGAGCAAACGUUGAAUUUGAAAGUUGUGACAUCUAACAAAGGACCUGUUAAUGUUCUUACAUACAAGGUUGUAAAAAAUAGCGAACUCGACGAGAUGAAGCAAAGCGUGGCGACGGAAAAGAAAAAGACAGAAGAGUUCUUGAAAGAAAUGGAAGAGCAAAAAGAAAAUGAAGAGAGAUUGAUGAAGAAAGCUAACAAAGACAAAGAGGAAAAAUACAUAAAAGCCCGCGACAACUACAACAAGAACAAGAAGUACUAUGAAGAGGAAGAAGAAAAAUUGCAGCAGAAAGAAAAAGAAUUGGAAACAGUCGGACAAAAAUCAAUGGACAAAACGGAAAAAAUGACGAAAAGAAAUGCAAAUGGUCAUUCGGGCAACAAGGAGCAUCCUUCUAGUACUUAUUACGGAGGCAGCGGCAAUAAUAGCAAGGGAAAGAUUAUUUUCUCACCCGAACCGUCAUCUCGCGGCACGGAUUCCGAACUAGAUGGCAGAGAGAAGCAUUUUAGGACAUAUCAAAUUGAGGGAACUGAAGAUUGGAAACUCUACCAUCCGAAGCUGAGUAGUAACUUAGCGUUGGAAAGAUUACGUGAAUGCAUCCGACAUAGGGACAAGACGUUAUUGAAGGCCUCCAUUGAUAGUUGCCAUGAGAACGGUCUGAAAGAUCACAAAGAAGUCAGGACGGCUACAAUGAAACUCUACACAUUCGACGCCAGACAACGUUUAGAAUCAGCAUGUUUGACGAAAAACCCAUCGGCCAUCAGAAAAGAGCUGGAUGGUAUUUAUUCGCAAGGUCUUCAGCGUUAUCUCCAGAACGAAUGUAGGGAGGCGGGCUAUCUCUUAGAAUCUCUUGAGAGAAACAACACGAACAAAAAUAUUUUAAAUAUGGACAAAAAAACGAUGACUGAGAUUAGAAGGUACAUGAAUCCACCGCCUACUUUCCACAAAAUUAUGCAGUCGACGUUUUUGUUGCUAGGCGAGGAUGAAGAAACAACUGAUUCGUGGAGAGAGUGCCAGAGAUUGUGCAAUCCGCAAGGAUCAAACGGACUCAACCGCAAAAUCAUCCUUUUCGACGUGGCCAAAGUCCAUCCUGAAAUUGUCUCCAGAUCGAAUCAAAUUCUUGAAGAUGUUGACAUCAGCAAGGUUCAGACAGUGAGUCCUGGAGCUGGGACAUUCUAUGUCUGGACGAAAGGUGUGAUCGAUGAGUAUGAAACCAUGUACAACCUUUCGGAAUACAAGCCGGCCAGCAGAGAGCGUCAGAAAGAAAUAUUCGGAAAAAUAAACGAGGAACCGAUCAAAAACAGAAAUUAUUACAAAUCAUUAGUUAGUGGCAAUACGAGUAGGGAAGCAACUUCGAAAUCAAGCCGCAAAACGAAUUCUGAACUUGAAGGAACAUGGCGUUACUGA